This is a messenger RNA of Oryzias melastigma (Indian medaka), 847 nucleotides long. Its product is annotated as calcium and integrin-binding protein 1. The coding region runs from base 119 to 688 and encodes 189 amino acids. The transcript has 8 exons. NCBI's taxonomy places the organism in Eukaryota, Metazoa, Chordata, Actinopteri, Beloniformes, Adrianichthyidae. Gene Ontology annotation, molecular function: calcium ion binding. The record is from RefSeq and is a predicted model, not a curated record.
AAAUUAUGUAACCAGUGGCGGCUUUUCUCUUGUUUCAUUCAUGUAUGUUGCCACGGAAACAGUUACGUAGUUUCAUAAAGGAGGUACUGACUGGAAGCUGGACCGGAAGUAGCUGAAGAUGGGAGCCACAGCCAGUCAGCUUGAUAAAGGAAUGUUAUCCGAAUAUCAAGAGCUAACAUUCCUCACAAAACAAGAAAUUCUCCUUGCUCACAAGAGAUUUAGCGAACUGGUGCCGAAGGAGGAAAUAGAUCGAAUAAAUUGCAGAAUCCCCAUGAGCCUCAUCCUCACUCUGCCUGAACUCAAGUCCAACCCUUUCAACGAGAGAAUCUGUAAGGUGUUCUCCACCUCUGACAUUAAAGAUGGAAGCCUCAGCUUUGACGACUUCCUCGAUCUUUUGAGUGCCUUCAGUGAUUCAGCAACUCUGGAAAUCAAAUCUCACUAUGCAUUCCGGAUAUUUGACUUUGAUGAUGACGGGACACUUGGUCGCCACGAUCUGGAGAAACUGGUCAACUGCUUGACUGGUGGGACAGAUGAUACAAACCUAACUCCGGAUGAAAUGAGACAGCUCAUCGACAACAUCCUUGAAGAGUCGGACAUCGACAAGGAUGGGACUGUGAACCUCUCUGAAUUUCAGCACGUCAUUUCAAGAUCACCAGAUUUUGUCAGCUCGUUCAAGAUUGUGCUGUAAAGACCCUCACCGGACCACGGAAAUACACCUCUCUACAUUUUGACAUAGUAUUAGUUAGUCCAAUGAUUGUUCACAGAACUGCCUUAAAUUAUACUUAUCCAAGAAUGAAAAAAAAUUAAGCUCUUUUUUAAUGACUGUAAAUAAAUGGUUUAUACAUAG